AUGCUUCUAUCAGAGGGCACCAAUGAGGCAACGGAGAAACCCGGGAUCCAUUUAGGUGAUGAAGGGGAAGUGACUGAGCAAUUGGAUGAUGGACAAAUCGAGAACAGUAAUGAAGAACGUGUUCGAAAGAGUUCGGUGGAUACGAACAAUAUGAAGGACUUAAAUUUACCGACGAGUUUGAAGUCAACGGUGUCGACGACGCGUGCAGAUGCAAAACGUGUGCGAAUAACUCAUCCGCGUUCGUCAGCUUCGAAUGUAAAUGGCGCGACUGCCAAACGCGAUCCGGUCAUUGAAUCGAUUAUUGAAGCACGAAAGUUUUCGGUUAUUGACAAUACGUACACACGUUUAGCACAAUUAAAUCGACCGCAACAACGUGCUACUCUCUUUGAUAUACGUCCUCCAACAACUGAAUCGGAAACUAAGCGAAAAGAAAGGGUGGCAAGUUCUCACAUUGAACACAAGGAACCGGAACCGACGAUAAUUGAGUAUAGUCUCGAUGGUUGGGAUGAAGGUAUAAACGAAGAGAUUGAGAAAGAUAAUAUUCCGCCGGCAGAUAAAACAUGUGUGCAACUAUACGAGGAAAAAUGUCGAAGUAUGACUAUUUGUCCAUGUACAAUUAUCUUGCGAACUUUGAACACGACAAAAAUCAAUCUAACAAAUUACGGACUUGGACCAAGAGGAUGUGCACCAUUGGCAGUUGGAUUGCUUCGUAAUACCACUGUGUUGUCAUUACUGUUAGGUGGUAACAACAUUGGCAAUGCUGGAAUGACAUAUCUUUAUCAAAUCAUCACUGAGAAUGCGUACAUUGAGGAAUAUGAUCUUUCAUAUAAUGGCCUUGGUCCAAAAGGAAAUGAAAAACUAGCCAAAGCAAUAACCAGUUGCAGUCAAUUGAAGUCAUUGAAUGUAGCAGGAAAUGAGUUAACGCCUACUGAUUUACAAUUGCUACUUGAAAAACUCGAAGAUCAUUCGCACCUGAAAAAUCUCAAUCUUAGUCAUAAUAAUUUGGAUGAGGAAGGUGGGGAGUUUCUUGCCAAUUGGUUCGCGGAAAAUCACUCUCUGGUAAGCCUUGAUGCUAGUUGGUGUAGCAUACGUUUGAAAGGCGCGGUAGCUAUGGCAAAAGCUAUCGCUGAAAAUAAUCGACUCGAGAUUCUUGAUUUGUCGUAUAACAGUUUCACAAAUCAAACCGUUCCGUCGAUUACGAACUCUCUGACCUCGAAUUCGUCUCUAUCAGAAUUGAAUUUACGCGGUAGUCAUUUCAUUAGUCGAUACGAUUCAGCAGUUAAAGAAAAUCCUGACCUUAUAACUACCGGUAAAAGCUGUCAGAUCUAUGAUAUGCUUGUCGCUGCAACAACCAAUCAAUCUCUAAAACUACUGCGAUUAGGAGAAAAUCACAUUCAUGAAAACUGUCUUAUGAUCAUGUUGGAAUCCUUGGCCGAAGUCGAAGAUAUUACACUCGAAGAAUUGGACUUAACAGGCAUUAUAACAAAACAGGAUUUGAUAAAGAAAGGUCAAGAAUUAUUUGCAAAUCAUCCACGAUUAAAAGUUUAUGUUGGACCUGUCAAACAAGUCAUCGACACGUUUGCAAAUAAUCUUCUCAGUUUAAUACGUGACUAUCGUCAUGAGAAUGAAAUCAGCGUAUCAGAUAUGUUUAUUCCAAAUGAUAAUGCUGCAACACCGGCAACAAGUGUAACUUAUGAGCAAUUUCUCGAUGUUUUACGCGAAGCAAAGAUCCCUUUCCCAAAAGCGAUGAUUAAUGACAUUAUGAAACAUUUAGGACAAACUAGCGAAGAAGGCACUAUUUCCAUCAAGACACUUCAGGGCUAG
Adineta ricciae is the source of this 1824-nucleotide messenger RNA. Lineage: Eukaryota; Metazoa; Rotifera; Eurotatoria; Adinetida; Adinetidae. The record is from the annotation of a GenBank genome assembly.